AUGGAUGAUAGUAGUGAUGAUGGAAGUUGCGAUAUUCCAAUACCUCCAGGACCAAUUAUAGUCCAAUCAAUUGAUGAUAAUCAUCUGAAUGAAGAGGAAAAUAAUUCAUCAAAAGUAAUAGCAAAUGUUCCUUCUUCUUCUUCGUCAUCAUCAUCGAUAUCGGCUGUGGAUGAAAAUCAGAUAGAAGAAUAUUCAGAGAAUAAUAAUGGCCAUCAAAAAGACUCGGACCCUACCAUCCAGCCACCAGAAUUACAAGCUUGCUCAUCAUUGGAAGAUUCAUCCGAUGAAGAAGAGGAAGACAACAUUCAACCUCCUUUUAGACCUCCACCAUCUUUACCUUCUCUGAAUGUGCCAAAUCUAGUCCCUAAUUCUAUCCCUACCAAUUCUACCACUCCAAAUAUUGUCACACAACCAAAAUUUGUUGCAAAGGAAGAAAUUGAUGAAUAUACCAGUAGUGAUGAAUCUGAUGACAAAAUGACAAAAGAAAAUCCACAUGAUGUUGUUAUGGUACUUUCCCCUCCUCCACAACCACCUUCUAAUGGCAAUAGCCCUGUAAAUAAUAGACCAAGCAUUGUUCCAAAGUUGACCCUCACCAGCUCAUCAUCGUCUGAUAAUAUUGUUCCAGGUCCUGUCAAUACUACUCCUUCUUUUGAAAUUUCUGUUACAACAACACCAAAUACUGGAAAACAAAACACAACAAGUACAGCCCGAUCAUCUAAUUCAACCUAUUCUUCACAUACUAAUGGGUUGGCUGUUCCAAGUGGAGGAAGAACACCAGAAACUAAUCUAGCCAAAAGAUCACUUAAACUUGGAGAUGAUUUCGAACAACAGUCAAAAUAUCUUUUCCAAGUUAAUGAAAAAGGAUUUGUUGUCUCAGUAGCUGCGAGUAUUUUAAUGGAAUUCCAACAAUAUGUCGAAAAUGAAUUUAUUGAAAGUUCUAAAUUAAUACCUUAUCAAGUACUAGCAGAAAUGAAGGAAAAGAAAAAGGAGGAUGUUAAUUUUACCAAACUCUUUAGUUUUAGAAAUUCUGAAGGGUAUCUGAAACACUUGAAAUUAUUUAAAGAGACAACUUUUGAAAAGAGUUGCCAACUAUAUUGCCAACUUUUAUUGGAUUGGCUUCAAUCUUCAACCUCUGAGGUUGCCAUUCCUGAAUGGUCGUACACAAGAUUCACCUCCAGAUUAAUUCAAAAACUUAAUUUAUCUGGUGAAGAAAAAACUCACGUUCUUGUUCAAUCCAUUAACAUUUUAAUAUGGCUCGUUGUCAGUGAUGUAUUCUCUAUUAUAUUGAAGAGCUAUCAUCCAAAUAUUGUUGACUCUCACGUAACAGAAAAUAUUAUGGGCUAUUGUUUUGAUAUUGUCAUCUUUGAAACUCAUACAAAUGCUAAAAUUUAUACAGUUUGGAAACAAAUGCAAUCUGUAAUUAAUGAUCAAUGGGCAUUUGUUUUGAGAAGAUUGUCAAGAAGAAAUUUAACAGAAGUGUGCUCCUUCUUCCUUUCAAGAGUUAAUAAGAAGGUUGAAAAAGGGCUCACAAAAUGCUACUUACAAUCCCUCAAGUAUAUAGAUAUAGACCUUACCGACAGUGCUGGUGCUACACGUGAGCUUUUAGAUACCUUGCUCAAACUCUCGGAGCAUGAAAAGAUUGUUAAAUCCUCAAUAACUUUGAGAAAUUGUGCUCUAGCAGUUUUGCAAACUGUCUAUUCCCAACUUGAUUUUGAAUUGGAAGAAAAUUGCAAUUUAUUGGAAGAUUUCAACUUGAAGGUUUAUAAUUUGGCCAACUCUUUUGAAAAGAGCAAGAUUGGUCAAAAAGGAUCAUCAAAAGGUGAAUCUAUGAUUCUCAAAUCCUUGAUUGUUAAACAUGCCACUUUUCAAUUCCACAAUAAUCAUGCUUCCAAAUUGGCAGAUGAAGUUAUUGAAUUUGCUCUCAAAAAGAAAGAUCAAACUUCCUUGUUAAAUCAAGCUCUUUACUCCUUGUGUGUUAUUACUAAGGACAAAUACAAUGUGGAUAGAAACAUGUCGCCAUUUACAUUUAUUGGAGGUCCAUAUAGUAACAAGCUUUUAAAGAACAAACCAUUCGUUGACUUGGUGUAUUCUGAAACAGACAAGAAUAUCUCAUACUUUACUGAGGACCAAACCUCCAAGUCGAAAUAUACCGAAGUGAUGAAGAAAGUUCUUGUCAGUGUUCAAGCAUUCUUGCAAAAAUUGAACGUCAGUAUUGAGGCGGAGCUAUUCGAUACUACUUCCUUCUUUUUAAUGCUCUUGAUUAUGAGAAUUGCCUCUCAUGACAUUGAAAGUGUUUUGGGACCAGAUGGAAUUGUCAGAAAGUAUCUGAGCCGUGACUUCCAAAAGAAUAGUCUCUUCUCUGUAGCUGCUUUCCGAGUAUUGAAGGCUAUGCAAAACAAUGCAAAGGAUUCCUACAAUGUUGAUGUUUUGAGUUGUGAAUCUGAAAUAGAAUCAAUCAAGAGACAGAGCUCAUUUACAUCACUUUUGAGUGGUUUCAAGGCAGAGGGCUUCUAUUUGAAGAAAGUACUAGAGCACUGUAAUGAACGUAUGAAUGUUUCAAUCUUGCAAUAUGCUGAUUUUGACCUUCCAGUUGUAAAACCAGAGAAUACUAUUACUUUCAUUCAAGACGAAAGUGACAAUGAUAGCGAUAUUUAUAUAUUCAAAUCAACAUCAUCAGAAAGACAGGACGAUAAUUAUAGUUUCAACUCAAGUGCUACUAGUGCUAGUACAAUUUCUGAUACUGACCAUAAUCUUUCUUCUGCAUCAGCUAAUGUAAUGCCUGUUAGCCCUCGUGUCAGAAAAUUGACCAAAAAGGGUGCCUCAGAAACUGAUAUUUUCAAACCUCUAAUGAGACGUAAGACAGCAACAACUUCUGAUUUCAGUAAUACUCUGAAUCGUUAUCCAUCAGUUACUAGUUCUUCAUCUACACAGGCAUCCAAUGAGCAACAAUUAGAAAAGAGAAAGACAACAAAAGAAGAAAAGUUAAAGAAGGAAAGAUAUGGACUUGUAAAGAUUCUUAUCCACAGUAUUUCUACAUUGCCACUGUUUGCUAGUGAGGAUAUAUUAGCCUACGACAAGUUGGAAAACUUUUUGGGCAACUUCUUGAUAUGUGGAGAUGUAACCAUUGCACAAGCCACUUCUGCUGCUUUACAGGAAACUAUGAAGCAACAUCCAUUAUUGAGAUCGUCAAUAAUUAAGAAAUUAACAGAAUUGCUUAUUUAUCAAUUGAAACAAUUUGAUGAGGUGAAAAGUAUCAAAUACUUGUUAAAGAAUAUUAUUCAACUCAUUGGAAUUUGGUCCGAGGACAAGGCUAACAUUGACCGUAGUAUUGAUGCAUGGAUUUUCAAACUUGAGGCCGGUUGUUUAAUUAGUAUGUGCUUUGUUGAUAGACAGUUGAGAUUGACAGCACUAGAAUGCCUUUCAGUCAUCUCUAACUUGUUCUAUGAACAUGUAUCUGGAUUGAGCUAUAGAAUUAUCAUAGAAAAUCAAUCUACAAUCAUUCAAAGAUCUAUUAGAAAGAUUGAAGUUAGAGAUGCUAUGGGUGUUGAUGAGUACAUCAUGUCUGACGAUUUGUUGCUCAAGUUAGAAAGAGAGAGUUUGGAAAGUGUUUCUCAAAGUGAAACAGCAGCAACUGUUCUCUAUACCUACAUUUUAGGUUUCAUUGGAGAAACUUUAGCCGAGCAAAAUUGCAAAAUGUAUCCUGACUUGUUAUUUUUAAUUAAGGACUUUUGUAUAGGAGUAUCUGAGUUAGCACUCGAAGAUGAAAAGUAUGCCCCACUUUGGACAGAUUCACUUUGCUUAAUGUCAUCCCUGUGCGGUGUUCCUAAUCCAGAGGAUCAAAAUAUGCUUGCAGCUUUAGAGAACUAUAGAGGAAUUGUCAAAAACACGUUGAAACAAAUAGAUCUUUUCGAUAAGUUCCUUUGUUCUGAAGAAGUUUGGCACCACAGAGCCAUUGUAAAUAUUUGCUCCUGCUUUAAUUAUCAAUCUCUGCCAACUUUAAUGGACAUACUCUAUUCAUUCUUGGAAAAUAAGAGAGAAAAGAAGGUAUCCGUUACUACUAUUAUUGCCCUUAAGGAUAUUGCAAGAAUUUUGAACAGUAUUACACAAACUCAAAGUUUUGCCAAAUUGGUGAAAUAUCUAUCCAUCUUUUCUCAAUUCCUAAGACAAGCAUCCGAUUUGAUUCAAAAAUCUUAUGGUAUACUUGCUUCUGAGAGAGAUGUGAAAAUUAAGGAUCCAUUCCAUUUGUAUUGUAUUUUCCAUUCGUAUGCAAACAAUGCAGCUGCUUUGAAUAAUAUUGCCAAGACAUUAUUCCUUACAAAGAAUAGUCAAACCAGACAAAAAUCUAUCAAAAUUACAAAUGCUCUCUUCUUGAGAAACGGAAAUGUUUGGCAAGAAGAUGCCCGUGUGAAUUCCAUCAACAGUCUCAGAGAAUGUUUGGAUAAGAUAACUCAAAUGCAACAAGUGGCUGAUGUAACUGUUGAAAGAUUGAAGGAUGAGAAAGCCAAAGAAUAUUGGAGGGGUGAAUAUGCAAACAUUCUCUCAGUCAAAUUGAAACAUCUUUGCUACAGAGGUAUUUCCAGUAUUUUGAAGGUGGAUCCUAUUCCUACCUUAUUCUCUAAUUCAACAUUUGAUUAUCAAACCUUUUUUAUUUCUUCAGAACUCCAAGGAUACAGAAUGUUGGACGGUGUUCUUUGUCACCACUUUGAACAUUUAUUUACAGAGUUUAUUUCAACAAUUUACACAACCACCGAUGAUGACAUUUCCGAAGUGUAUAUUAAUGCAAUCUAUGACAAUUUACUUCCAAGCAGCACUGCCUUUGCACCACACUAUUGUACAAAUGAAGAUCGUUUGGAGUGGAUGUUAACACUGAAGGGUCAAGAAUUAUUCGAAGGUGCUCCAUCAUUCCUCAAUGAAGAUGAUAUCAUUCACACAGUGAUACAAAAGAAUAUCUUCUCCAUUUUGCUCUUGAUGCUCUAUUUGUUGAACCAUCCAUAUGAUUCUGUUCACUCUAAAGCUGGUGAAGUUGUUUGGGCUUUGGUACAUAACAACUUUUGUGUUGAUGAAGUGGAAAAGACAAUCAAUCCUACCCAAAAAGAAAGAGUAAUGGCUGAAUUGGAAAUUUUAGAUGUUUCACUGAGAACCAAUUCAACUACCUUGGAAUAUGCUCUUAGAGUUUCUGAUGCUGUUUCUACAUUGGUUAGUUUCUGGAGUAAUAGAUUGUUCUUAGAAGCAUUCAAAUACUUACCUACUGUAGCUGUUACUCAAAGAAAGUCAUUUUUGGUCAAUAUACUCAAACCUUGGGGCAAGUACUUGGAAGUUUGUCCAAUACCUCCUCCAAUGGAUAUUAACGAAGUUAUACAUGUCAUUAUCAAAUUCUCAUUGGAAAUUCAAAGAUCUAUUGGAGUUACAAAGGAUUUACAAUUCAUUUGGCAAGAAGUAUGCCAACAAGGUGGAAUCCUCAUGAAUCCACUUGCAGAACAAUCUAAUCAAAUCAUGGGAUUAGAUUAUUCUAUUGAUCUCAAAUAUCCAAGAAAUCUUGUAAUGAUUAUAGAUUACAUCAAGGCUCUCCUCUCCAAUGCCUAUGAUAUUGAAAAGGAUAAGAAGACCAAGUAUGAUAUUGAAACAGUAUGCAGAGGAACUGCUUUGGCUCUCUUCUCAGUUCAACCAAAACUAACCCUCCAACUUUUACUCGGCAACAUAACCUCUUGUGAUGAUAAUUAUGGUGAUGCGAUCAUGUGUUUGUUACACGAUAUUGUCUGUCACAAUGAACACAAGACUGUGGUAUUGGAGCAAGCUCACAUUAUUUUGGUUUAUGCUUUAAUAAGAAUGGACGGAAUGAACGAAUAUGCCCACAACCUUUUCACCAGUAUGCUUUUGAGUUUAAUGUCCCACACCAGUUCUCAAUUAUUGACAAGAAAGUACUGGUUGUUGCUCAUCAAAUUAUUGAAGGACAAGGUUAUUGUUAUCAAUUGGGUUGAUUGCCUCAUUGACCAUCAAUCUUCAAAGCUCUCCCAAUUGGAUGUUGAAUCAUUGGUUCCAUUCACAACGGUACAGGGCUCAAUCAGUGCUGGUUAUCUCAUCAAGAUACUUGUAGAUUGUAUUGAAUCUUCUGUUGGAUCUUCAUUGGUUGACCAUUUCGCUCAACAUGCCCUCGAAAUGGCCACAAGAGAAACCAAGAACGUUGCUUUCAUUCACAAUUAUUUGAGCAUUUUCUACUUCUCUCUCCAUCAAACCAAGAGUGUCUCACUCACAUCAUCAGUUUUGUACAGAGUACUUCAUUGUGCCUACGUAUUCACAGAAUCAUCAGAUACAAACUCAACACAAGCAUCCCUGUCACUGGCUAAUAGAGUAUCCAAUAUUUCAAACAGUGAGGUUCUCACCGAUUCAAAGAUUCUUGCAUUAGAUGUUUUGCACUUGAUUAUUAGCAGAAGCUCCGCCUUGGACUACAAACAUGUAUUCUGGUACCUUGUUUCCCUUCUCACAGCAACAAAUGCAAACGCCAAUAAUGAGUAUGUUGCUGCUAUUGUUGAUUGUUUGUAUGUUCUCAAGGAUAAUGAAGCCUGCUUCUUAAAGUACUUCUUAGUUGAUAAUGAAAAAGUUGUAAAGACUGAAUUGGACAGAUACAUUGCUGAUAGAAGCUGGAGAGGUUUAAUCUAUAUUUUGGCUGAACAAAUACCAAAUAAGGUUGUGCAACAAAAGGUUUUGGACUUGAUCUUAAUCUUUAUGAAGGCAAAUCCUUCCCACAUGCUUGAUGACGUUCCAGAUAGAAAGCUCUUUACUAUUCUCAUAUCACUCAUGCCAUACUUUAUUUGUGAAUUGGAUAGUCUUGUUUGUCAAAAUCUCAUCAAGUGUAUGAGAGAAGAAUUGUCAAGCCCUCUCUUUGAUUGUUUCACCAAGCUUGAAACUAUUUCUCCUAUCGAUUUCUCUAACAAAGUUUGUUCAGAACUGGUAAAAUUCUUUGUCAAUGUAGAAUAUGCUAUUCAUGCUGCUGAUGUUUUGACAAACAUGUACUUGACAAGUACAUCAAGACUUAGAGAUUCUAUUCUCCUCCUUGUAUCUUCUCUGGUCAGAUAUUCACCAAAAGAAGCUAAUGCAUUUGCCUUGCUCUACAAGUUGGCAAUUACUUCAGAUACAUCUGUUGCCAGCUCAUUCCUUUCUGAGGUUUUGAAUCCUGCUGUGAAAGACUUUAAGCAAUUACUCAAGUACAACUCUGAAGAUGUUCAAAGAUUGAAUGAUAUUUGCAAAUAUACUCCAAAGGCCAUUGUUGAUGGUACCCAACAAAAGGUUUUGUGUAAUAGAUUGAAGAUACUCGUUGAGGAGUCCUACGGUCUCAGUAACAAGAAUGACAGACCAAAAGUUCUCUCUAUCAAACCAACCUCUGCUCGUAAAGUCUCUAACCCUGCAGUUAGUGUUGCAACUACGUCAUCAGCAUAUGUUCCAAACACUCUUCCUAUACAAACCCCAAGAUUAAUUUCUCCUUCUAUCAAUCCUCCUAGUAAUGUUUCUGAUAAUUCUCAUAACCCAACUAUCCCUACAAAUAUCCCUGUUAUUAUUCCAGAACAUCACAAUGUACCACCGCCAGUUGAUUCUCAUAUUUCAAUUCCCCUCCCAGAUAUUGUUCCAGAGAAAAUCUAUUCUAUUAGCAUGCUUUCUAAUCCACCUCCACAACCUUCCUCUUCCUCCUCUCCUUCUCUUGAUAAGACUAAUCGUAUUCCUGAUCUUGCUAAUUUAUUAUACAAUGAAAGCUAUGCCAUGUAUUUCAAGAACUUUGCACUCACCAAGUCAGAUAAUACUGAAGCACUCGAUUUCUGUGUAUCUGCCCUCAAGUAUGAGAAGGCAACAGAUUCCAUUCAAAGAGCUGUAUUUGCAAAGAGAAUAGUCCAACAAUAUGUCAAUCAAGAAAACUCCAAUGUUUUGAAUGACAAUCAAAAGCAAGCAGUUCUUUCCAAGUAUAGAGAGAAUGUCAUUAAUCCAUCCACUGAUUUAUUCUCUGAAAUUGUGACAACAGUUCAAGCUCAAUUAUUAGAUUUGUAUCAACAAUUUUUAGAAAGUUCUCACUGUUCUGAAUUGAGUAACAAGAUUAAGAAUAACCUUAUUUAAAUAAAUUAUUAAUAUAUGUAUUUUCUAGA
This is a messenger RNA of Naegleria gruberi, 8129 nucleotides long. RefSeq lists its product as uncharacterized. The coding region runs from base 1 to 8100 and encodes 2699 amino acids. Lineage: Eukaryota; Heterolobosea; Eutetramitea; Acrasida; Naegleriidae. The record is from RefSeq and is a predicted model, not a curated record. The transcript has 2 exons.